Molecule: messenger RNA, 231 nt
Organism: Brenthis ino (lesser marbled fritillary)
Lineage: Eukaryota; Metazoa; Arthropoda; Insecta; Lepidoptera; Nymphalidae
Source: the annotation of a GenBank genome assembly
AUGGAUCCACCACAUCUAUGCCUCAAGUAUGCGGAGAAGAAUGCAACUAUUUAUAUCGAGAGAUGGAUUUUAGUACAUAGUGGACCAUGUAUUGAAAGACAAGAACUAUCAUUUAAGCCCAUGAGUAGUGCUGAUGAACCUGUUAGCAGGAUGAGCUGGUACUUUACAGAAUUGGAAAACUCUUUAAAGAACCAUACGACACUUCCACCUCUUGAUGAAUUUCCAAAGAUA